AUUACAUACUCCGUACUUUGUGUGUGUUUUCUUCUUUCUCAUAUUUAGUUUUGUUUUUUUUUUUGCUUUUUUUUGUUUCCGACCCUGCACAUUCAUUCGUUGAUAUAUAUUGGUUUUCGGUCGGACCCCCUAUGGCCAUCCCUUCCCUCGGCACCGUCGUCCAGUACGCCGUGAUAGCACUCCUCGGGUACAUCCUCGCCGGCGCCCCUUUCCUCUCACACCUCUCCGGCGGAUCGUCCUCCACCAGCACCACCAAUCCCCGAUCAUCAUCAUCAUCGCCGGGCAACCGCCAAUUCUCCCUCGACAAGGUCGAGUCGCUCGUGAUUCCGGACCCGGACCUCCGCUGCGAGGACCAUGACUACCGCGUGCAUGUGCUCGCGAGGGAGCCUCUCGUUAUUUAUAUCGAGGGGUUCGUGAGCGAGGAGGAGGCGGGGCAUGUGGUUGAGAUGAGCGAACCCAACUUCGUCCCCUCAACCGUGUGGACCGAAGGCAAAGAAACGCUCAACGCCUCGGUGCGCAAGUCCGAGAAAGCGCGUCUGGACCGCGACCACGUGGUCCGCUGCAUCGAGGAGCGCGCGCGCCGCUUCCAGGGCUGGCGGCCCCACGUCUUCGUCGAGAAGCUGUGGGCGCAGCGGUACCGGGCCAGCGGGCACUAUGCGUACCACUACGACUGGUCGACGGCGACGGCGAGCUCGGGGAGGGUCUCGUCGUUCAUGGUGUACCUCGAGGCGAACUGUACAGGCGGAGGCACGAAUUUCCCGCGGUUGAAGAUGCCGGGGGAUGAGAGUUGGUGUCGGUUCUUGGAGUGUGAGGGAGAGGGAGGGGAGGAGGGAGAGAGGAGGGAGGGCGUCACGUUUAAGGCGAUUAAGGGGAAUGCGGUUUAUUGGGAGAACUUGAGGAGUGAUGGCUCGGGGUACAAGGAGAGCUGGCAUGCGGGGUUGCCGGUGAAAGAGGGAGUGAAGAUUGGUUUGAAUAUCUGGAGUUGGUAUCAGGAAGGACUGGAUGCGCGGAUGUUAAGGGAGGAGAGUAUGAGAGAGGGUGCUGGCCAGUGAGGUGUUUGUGAGCGUAUGUGUGUGUGAAUGUACAUACGAGGUGUAUGUGUAUGUAUGUACAUGUACGUGGUGGAUAUGUGUGUACAUACGAGGUAUGUGUGGACAUAUUCAGUCAUAUACCCUGCCCAGGGAAAGAAGAGCAAUAUUGUAGUACAUACGUAGGUACAUAUCUCCAUAGAGUAAACGGCUCGUAUUCUGUCUACUCGGCUACGGGUACAAUGCAAGUUCAACUCCACACCGUAGCCAGAGAAGAUCCCGAAUUCAGCCCUGCCUACGGAUCGAAUCCGUCCAACCCGGGUCCCCUGUAAUUCGACCCUUGUCUAGGCUCGAUGAGCAAAUG
Messenger RNA from Aaosphaeria arxii CBS 175.79, 1392 nucleotides. RefSeq lists its product as uncharacterized. Gene Ontology annotation, cellular component: endoplasmic reticulum. Gene Ontology annotation, molecular function: L-ascorbic acid binding; procollagen-proline 4-dioxygenase activity; iron ion binding. NCBI's taxonomy places the organism in Eukaryota, Fungi, Ascomycota, Dothideomycetes, Pleosporales. The record is from RefSeq and is a predicted model, not a curated record. The transcript has 2 exons. Bases 132 to 1052 code for a protein of 306 amino acids. Gene Ontology annotation, biological process: peptidyl-proline hydroxylation to 4-hydroxy-L-proline.